This is a messenger RNA of Colletotrichum lupini, 1374 nucleotides long. RefSeq names its product Mch2p. Lineage: Eukaryota; Fungi; Ascomycota; Sordariomycetes; Glomerellales; Glomerellaceae. The coding region runs from base 1 to 1374 and encodes 457 amino acids. Gene Ontology annotation, molecular function: transmembrane transporter activity. The transcript is spliced from 6 exons. The record is from RefSeq and is a predicted model, not a curated record. Gene Ontology annotation, cellular component: fungal-type vacuole membrane. Gene Ontology annotation, biological process: transmembrane transport.
AUGAUGAUCUCGAGUGAGCUGGAGAGGCAGGCGCCGCUGCCAAAUGAGAAGUCGGUGAGUACGGGACCAAUCUUGGUGCCCGACUCUGCCUCACUCAGUGAAGAGCAGCAUGAUGGCAAUGAGAAUCUACCCCCUCGAGACAGUGGAAGAGCAGCUUGGACGAGCCUCAUUGCUAUCUCCGUCAUUGCGAUGGCAACCUGGGGCUUCGGAGCCACUCAGGGUGUGUUUCGAGAAUACUACUUCAAGACUCCUCCUCUACAAGGGAAUCAAUUAGUCGCUUCUACAGGCCUGUUAGUAGUGGGCCUGUUGCAAACUCUGCCGCCGUUUCUACUCAAGAUCAUCACAGCCUACCCUCACUAUAGACGCUACAUGAUGUGGAGUGGUAUGGUGCUAGUGGUAGCAUCUUCAAUUGGCGCUGCUUUCUCGACUACUGCUGUGCAGGUCAUCAUGACACAAGGGCUCAUGUAUGGAUUCUCGAGUGGCCUUCUCUUCGCACCUUGCUUAAGCUUCGUGGACGAGUGGUUCCUCAAGCGUCGUGGUCUUGCCAACGGCAUAUUUUUCGGAGCCCCCAACAUCGCGGCCGCCGGUCUUUCUCCAAUAUUUUCCGUCCUGCUCAAGCGCUUCGGGCCUCGUACAACUCUGAUUGGAUGGGCUGUGUUUACAGCAGUGAUCAUAUCACUUGGCAUUAUCUUCGUUCGCCCUCGACGUACAAGUAAAUCGGAAAUGGAGGCUGCAGCUCGACAAUCAUCGUCUACUACUAGAGUCUUCAGAAAGCCAGUGUUUUGGCUCUUUGUUCUUUCGAUGACGCUGCAAAGUCUGGCAAACAAUUUACCGGCAAACUACCUGCCCAGUUACGCCACGGACCUGGGUGUCUCGCCGGAGAAAGGCGCCUUGUUGGUCACAUUCCUGUCGCUGUUUGGGAUCAUCGGUCAAAUCUCGCUGGGAGCCUUGACAGAUGCGAUCGGACCGUUGAUACCCAUGCUGCUUAGCACCCUCGUCAGCAGCUUUGCAGUCUUCGUUGUAUGGGGAUUGGGUAUAUACUACUGGAAUAUGGUGAUCACUUCGAUCUUAUUUGGGGCAUUUGCUUUUAGCUUCAUGGUUCUGCGAAGCCACAUGGCGGCAAUUGCGGUUGAUGAUUCCGAGCGGCCGGCCGAGGAACUCUUCGUUUCCGGCAUUCUCCUAUUUACCAGAGGUGUCAUAGGUGUGGCGUCAGGCUACAUAGCUGCGGCUGUUCUUCAAAACAGCGAGAGUAUUGGAGUGCAGCCUGGGUACGGCGCUGGAAAGUGGCGAUCAUUCAUCAUUCUCCUGGGGACGACAAUGACCGCAGCUACCCUAGGAGCCUUUGGUCUAUUAAAGAAACGGAAGACAGCUUGA